CCAUUGAGUCUACGAAUCACCGGUCAAGCAAACUAAAACCACCAAAAUAAUAAAAAAAACUGCUCUUUUCUUCUUACACUCCAUCAACUUUUCAAAUAAUACUUCGUUCAAACUCUUGAUUUUUAUUACUACAUCUUUCUCUCUCCUCUCUAAUAUCUCUAAUCCAUUUUCCGAUCUUAGGGUUUAAGCUUUACUCCCUUACUCAUUUUCUCUCACAUUUCACCAAUAUGAAGUGUUUCGAGCAAAAUUGAAGCUAAGAUUUCUCUAAUUCUUUUACCGAUUUUUCUUCAGAGGAGAUGUCUCGGGCUGAGGAGCUAUGGGAAAGGUUGGUUAAGGUAACUUUGAGAAAUGCGAGGGAUGGUGCGGCUGCUCAUGGAAGACACACUACUGGGAUUGCUGGCAAUGUGCCUUCUUCACUUGCUAAUAGUAGGGUUAUUGAUGAUAUACUCAGAAUUGCUGAUGAAGUUCAAGAUGAAGAUCCUAAUGUUGCUCGAAUACUUUGUGAAUAUGCAUACUCGGUGGCUCAGAAUCUUGACCCUAAUAGUGAGGGAAGAGGUGUCCUGCAGUUUAAGACUGGGUUGAUGUCUGUGAUCAAGCAAAAAUUAGCCAAAAGAGAGGCUGGAAACAUAGACAGAAGCCUAGAUAUUGCUCGUUUGCAGGAAUUCUACAGGAAAUAUAGACGAAUGAAUAAUGUGGAUCAGCUAUUGGAAGAUGAAAUGAAGCUUCGUGAAUCUGGAGCUUUUACCGGGAACCUAGAGCUGGAAAGAAAAACUAAGAAAAGGAAAAGGAUCUUUGCAACCCUCAAAGUACUGGGAGAAGUACUUGAACAGAUGACCCAGGAGGUUUCUCCUGAAGAAGCUGAAACAUUGAUUCCAGAGGAGCUUAAGCGCGUUAUGGAAUCGGAUGCAGCUAUGACCGAGGAUUUGAUUGCUUACAACAUUAUACCUUUGGAUACUACUAGCACAACUAACAGGAUUUCUACUUUCCCUGAGGUGAGAGCAGCUGUGUCUGCUUUGAAGGUCUUCAAAGGUCUAGAGGAAUUGCCAGCUGAAUUUGUAUCUCCUGUUAGGGGCCGUGAUAUGCUUGAUUUCCUGCAUUUUGUUUUCGGGUUUCAGAAAGACAAUGUCUCGAAUCAGCGAGAGCAUAUAAUUCAUCUGCUUGCAAAUGAACAAUCUCGUCUCCGAAUUCCUGAAGAAUUUGAGCCGAUAUUAGACGAGGCUGCUGUACAGAGGGUGUUUAUGAAAUCCCUAGAGAAUUAUAUCAAAUGGUGUAACUACUUGGUUCUUCUGCCAGUAUGGAGCAAUUUGGAGUCCCUUAGCAAGGAAAAGAAGCUGUUGUUUGUAUCGUUGUAUUACCUUAUAUGGGGAGAAGCCUCAAAUGUCAGAUUUCUUCCAGAGUGUUUAUGCUACAUAUUUCAUCAUAUGGCUAGAGAGGUGGAUGAGAUAUUGAGGCAGCAAGUUGUGAAGCAAGCUGAUAGUUGCAUGACUGAUGAUGGUGUCUCGUUCCUGGAAAAAGUCAUCUCCCCAUUAUAUGAUGUUAUUGCAGCGGAGGCAGCUAACAAUGACAAUGGACGGGCACCUCAUUCUAAGUGGAGGAACUAUGAUGACUUCAAUGAAUAUUUUUGGUCAAUGCAUUGCUUUGAGCUUAGCUGGCCUUGGCGUAAGAGCUCAUCAUUUUUUAUGAAGCCUGAGCGCAAGUCUAAAAAUUUGCUAAAGUCUGGUGGAGGUAAGCGGCAUGGAAAAACUUCUUUUGUUGAGCAUCGUACAUUCUUGCAUCUCUAUCAUAGCUUCCAUCGCCUCUGGAUUUUCCUUGUCAUGACUUUUCAGGCUCUGGCCAUUAUUGCUUUCAAUGAUGGGAAUAUUAAUUCAACAACCAUAAAACAAGUUCUGAGUCUUGGGCCAACUUUUGUUAUAAUGAAGUUAUUCGAGAGUGUUUUGGACAUUCUCAUGAUGUUUGGAGCUUAUUCAACAACGCGUCACAUUGCUGUUUCGAGAGUAUUUCUUCGCUUUGUUUGGUUUGCUUGUGCUUCAGCUGUCAUAACAUUUCUUUAUGUGAAGUCAAUUCAAGGGGUGGCAACUAUUUACAGAAUUUAUGUCAUUGUAAUUGGCAUAUAUGCUGGUGUCCAGUUCUUUAUUAGUUUCCUCAUGAGGAUACCAGCCUGCCACCAGCUUACUGAUCGAUGUCAUCGUUGGUCAUUGAUUCAAUUUACCAAAUGGUUGCGUCAGGAACGACACUAUGUUGGUCGUGGAAUGUAUGAGAGAACAUCUGAUUUUACAAAGUAUAUGUUCUUCUGGAUUAUUAUCUUGGCUGGAAAAUUGUCAUUUGGAUAUUUUGUCCAGAUUCGCCCUUUGGUUAAUCCCACGAGGAUAAUAGUCGACAUGAACAAUAUACGAUAUUCUUGGCAUGAUUUCGUAUCACAAAAUAACCACAAUGCUCUAACAGUCCUCAGCAUAUGGGCGCCUGUAUUUUGUAUAUAUCUAUUAGACAUCUAUGUGUUCUAUACCAUAGUAUCUGCUAUCUGGGGAUUUUUGCUGGGGGCAAGAGAUCGGCUUGGGGAGAUUCGAUCAUUGGAUGCUCUUCACCAAUUGUUUGAGCAGUUUCCUAGAGCAUUUAUGGACAAACUUUACUUUCUACCUUUUAAAAGGGUGCCAGAUUAUCCAACUGGUCAGGUUACUGAAACAAGCAAGGAAGAUGCUGCUCGAUUUUCACCCUUCUGGAACGAAAUUAUAAAGAAUCUGCGAGAAGAAGAUUACAUAACCAACUUGGAAAUGGAGUUGCUUCUCAUGCCUAAAAAUAGUGGAAAUCUGCCUUUGGUUCAGUGGCCUCUCUUCCUCCUUGCUAGCAAGAUAUUUCUAGCACGAGAUAUUGCUGCAGAAAGUAGAGAUUCUCAAGAGGAGCUUUGGGACAGAAUCUUUAGAGAUGAGUAUAUGAAGUAUGCUGUUAUAGAGUGCUAUCACUCCAUAAAGCUUAUUCUGAUGGAAAUCUUGGAGGAAGAUGGACGAAAAUGGGUAGAGAGGGUGUAUGAAGAUAUUGAAGAGUGUGUAGCAAAGAAGUCCAUUCAUGUCGACUUUGAACUAAAUAAGAUGUCUCUGGUUAUCCAGAAAGUCACGGCUCUUAUGGGAGUACUGAAAGGUUCAGGGACAGCCGAUCUUGAGAAGGGUGCUGUUAAAGCAAUUCAGGAUCUCUAUGACGUUAUACGUUACGAUGUCCUUGCAGUGAACAUGAGGGACCAUAUGCAGACAUGGAAUGCGCUGUCGAAAGCGCGAGCAGAAGGUAGUCUGUUCUCGAAGUUGAAGUGGCCUAAAGACCCUGAAUUGAAGGCUCAAAUCAAAAGAUUGUAUUCACUAUUGACAAUCAAAGAUUCUGCAUCAAACAUACCAAAGAAUCUUGAGGCCCGCAGAAGGCUCCAAUUUUUCACAAAUUCCUUGUUCAUGGAUAUGCCUCCAGUAAAGGCUGUGCGUGAGAUGAUGUCCUUUAGUGUAUUUACUCCGUAUUAUUCAGAGACAGUGCUUUAUCAUAUGGAUGAAUUGCGUAAGAAAAAUGAGGAUGGAAUAUCCAUUCUAUUUUACCUUCAGAAAAUAUAUCCAGAUGAAUGGAAGAAUUUUCUUGCUCGAAUUGGACGUGAUGAGAAUGCACAGGAAACAGACCUUUUCGACAGUCCUAAUGAUGUUGAGGAACUUCGUUUUUGGGCAUCCUAUCGUGGACAGACAUUAGCAAGAACUGUUCGUGGAAUGAUGUACUACCGAAAAGCCCUCAUGCUGCAGACCUACUUGGAGAAAAUUGCUUCUGGAGAUCUGGAAGCUCCAAUAUCAGGCAAUGACUCCCUUAAUGUCCAGGGCUUUGAGCUAUCACCUGAAGCACGUGCUCAGGCAGAUUUGAAGUUUACAUAUGUAGUUACAUGCCAAAUCUAUGGAAAGCAGAAAGAAGAGGGGAAGCCUGAGGCUGCGGAUAUUUCUUUGCUCAUGCAAAGAAACGAAGCUCUUCGAGUAGCUUUCAUUGAUGUUGUGGAAACUAUGAGGGAUGGGAAAGUGCAGACUGAGUACUACUCCAAACUUGUGAAGGCAGACAUCAACGGACAGGAUAAAGAAAUCUACUCUGUUAAGAUGCCAGGAAAUCCAAAACUUGGUGAAGGAAAGCCUGAAAAUCAAAAUCAUGCUGUUAUCUUUACUCGUGGACAAGCAAUACAGACUAUUGACAUGAAUCAGGAUAAUUAUUUCGAAGAGGCUUUAAAGAUGAGAAAUCUGCUUGAGGAAUUCAAUCAUGAUCAUGGGAUUCGUCCUCCAACAAUUCUCGGUGUCAGAGAACAUGUAUUUACUGGAAGUGUUUCUUCAUUGGCUUCAUUUAUGUCUAAUCAAGAAUCUUGCUUUGUAACUCUUGGACAGCGAGUUCUUGCUAAUCCACUGAAGGUUCGCAUGCAUUAUGGACAUCCAGAUGUUUUUGAUAGAGUUUUCCAUGUAACACGUGGUGGUAUAAGCAAGGCCUCUCGUGUUAUAAACAUUAGUGAAGACAUAUAUUCAGAUUUCACAACUGUCGGAUACUACUUCUGUACGAUGUUGACGGUGCUGACUGUAUAUAUAUUCCUCUACGGGAAGACAUAUCUGGCACUGUCAGGAGUUGGUCAGACGAUCCAAGAUCGCGCUCAUAUAUCACAGAAUACUGCGCUAAGUGCAGCACUUAAUACCCAGUUUCUUAUUCAGAUUGGAAUUUUUACUGCUAUCCCUAUGAUUCUGGGUUUUAUCUUGGAACAAGGGUUUUUUAGAGCCAUUGUGAGUUUUAUCACGAUGCAGUUUCAACUCUGUUCUGUCUUUUUCACAUUUUCUCUUGGAACGAGAUCACAUUACUUUGGUCGGACAAUUCUCCAUGGUGGUGCACGGUAUCAAGCGACAGGAAGGGGUUUUGUCGUCCGGCAUAUAAAGUUUAGCGAAAACUACAGGCUUUACUCUCGGAGUCAUUUUGUUAAAGGGCUGGAGGUUGUUCUUUUGUUGAUAGUAUUUCUUGCAUAUGGUUAUAAUGAUGGUGGUGCGAUAGGCUACAUUCUUCUCUCUAUUAGCAGCUGGAUGAUGGCUCUUUCCUGGCUUUUUGCUCCCUAUUUGUUCAAUCCAUCCGGUUUUGAGUGGCAAAAGACUGUUGAGGACUUUAGCGAUUGGACAAAUUGGCUUCUGUAUAGAGGUGGAAUUGGGGUUAAAGGCGAGGAAAGUUGGGAAGCUUGGUGGGAAGAGGAAUUGGGGCAUAUACGAACUUUUGGUGGGAGGGUUGCAGAGACAAUUUUAAGCCUCAGGUUCAUCAUCUUCCAGUAUGGCAUUGUAUAUAAGCUACAUGUACAAGGGACAAAUACAUCGUUUGCGAUUUAUGGCUUUUCAUGGGCAGCUCUGGCUGGCAUCAUUAUCCUUUUCAAGGUUUUCACUUUCAGCCAGAAGGCAUCGGUCAACUUUCAGCUGCUAUUGCGUUUUGUCCAAGGGAUUACAUUCUUGAUGGCCUUAGCUGGUAUAGCUGUGGCUGUUGUACUAACAGAUUUAUCCGUUCCUGACAUAUUUGCUUCUAUCUUAGCGUUUAUUCCUACUGGUUGGAUGAUUCUCUCGAUUGCAAUAGCUUGGAAACCGUAUGUCAAGAAGGUGGGGCUGUGGAAGUCCAUUCGGUCACUGGCACGUCUUUAUGAUGCUGGGAUGGGAAUGCUUGUAUUCAUUCCUAUCGCAUUUUUCUCAUGGUUUCCCUUUGUUUCAACAUUCCAAACGAGGCUGAUGUUCAACCAAGCGUUUAGUCGAGGGUUGGAAAUAUCUCUUAUCCUUGCCGGAAACAACCCUAACCAGGGACUAUAAUUUUCAGUCGUUGCACUUGUAUAUUGAGGGAUUCUUUCUGUUCACUUUUACAGUCUAGAUUAGGGUAAUGGCUUGUGUUUCCUACAUCCGCUUUAGGAGGUUGGGGCAUUUGAUCGAAGCCAGGUGUAUUUUUGUUAGAAAUGUAAAGUUUUCACUACAAUUGCCUGUAAAUUUGUUAUUCUGUGAUCUAAAGCUAGUUGCUUGAGGUAAUGAAAUUUUGAGUUUCUACA
This is a messenger RNA of Beta vulgaris subsp. vulgaris (sugar beet), 6046 nucleotides long. RefSeq names its product callose synthase 9. The coding region runs from base 297 to 5816 and encodes 1839 amino acids. Gene Ontology annotation, molecular function: 1,3-beta-D-glucan synthase activity. NCBI's taxonomy places the organism in Eukaryota, Viridiplantae, Streptophyta, Magnoliopsida, Caryophyllales, Amaranthaceae. Gene Ontology annotation, biological process: (1->3)-beta-D-glucan biosynthetic process. The record is from RefSeq and is a predicted model, not a curated record. The transcript has 51 exons. Gene Ontology annotation, cellular component: 1,3-beta-D-glucan synthase complex; plasma membrane.